AUGACACUAUCUAUCUAUCUCUCUCUCUCUCUCUCUAUCUAUCUAUCUAUCUAUCUAUCUAUCUAUCUCAGUCUGUUCAUAUCUAUCUAUCUAUCUAUCUAUCUAUCUCAGUCUACAUGUUCAUAUCUAUCUAUCUAUCUCAGUCUGUUCAUAUCUAUCUAUCUAUCUGUUCAUCUCAUCUAUCUCAGUCUAUCUAUCUAUCUCAGUCUCAGUCUGUUCUGUUCAUCUAUCUAUCUAUCUAUCUAUCUCAGUCUGUUCAUCUAUCAUAUCUAUCUCAGUCUGUUCAUAUCUAUCUAUCUAUCUAUCUAUCUAUCUAUCUAUCUCAUUCAGUCUGUUCAUAUCUAUCUAUCUAUCUAUCUAUGUAUCUCAUCAGUCUGUUCAUAUCUAUCUAUCUAUCUAUCUAUAUCUUUCGUCUGUUAUUCUAUCUAUAUCCAUCCAUCUAUCUCAGUCUGUUUCUAUCCAUCCAUCUAUCUCAUCCAUCUCUCUCAGUCAGUUCAUAUCUAUCAUCUCAGUCUGUUUAUAUCUAUCUAUCUAAUUAACUAUGACAUCCAUCUAUCUCAUCUGAGAGAAGGUUCAUAUCUAUCUAUUAAAUCCAUCUAUCCAUCUCAGUCAAAAAUCAGCGGAGUCUGUUCUUUGACACUUAUCUAUCUAUCUAUCUAUCUAUCGAACAAUCCCAGUCUGUCAGGUCAUUCAACGCUAUUGGAUAAAUUCUUCCUCUUCAUCAGUCAGUUGAUCUAUCUAUCUAUCUAUCUAUCUAUCUAUCUAUCUAUCUAUCUAUCUAUCUAUCUAUCCAAGUUUUCAAUCCCAAGGUCAGGUCAUUCAACGCUAUUGGAUAAAUUCUUCCUCUUCAUCCUUGAUAUCUAUCUAUCUAUCUAUCUAUCUAUGGACUUAUCGGGAAAUUAUAUAUAA
Molecule: messenger RNA, 909 nt
Organism: Acanthosepion pharaonis
Lineage: Eukaryota; Metazoa; Mollusca; Cephalopoda; Sepiida; Sepiidae
Source: the annotation of a GenBank genome assembly